Molecule: messenger RNA, 2530 nt
Organism: Amoebophrya sp. A25
Lineage: Eukaryota; Dinophyceae; Syndiniales; Amoebophryaceae
Source: the annotation of a GenBank genome assembly
GGUCGAUUAGCAGGAUAUGAUGAUGUAUGCUAGUCCUGGAAGAGCCGCACCAGACUAGUUCGUGCAAUCGGUUUUUUCGGUAUCAACACUACACUGGUUGUAUAGAUAGAUUGAGAGACCGAUCCGUGUCUGCUAGUGGACUACCUGCCCUGCUCGUCGUCUUGGACCGACCUUCUCAGUGCUGCACUGUCUGUGUAGACUAUCUCGGAAUCAUUCUUCAUCUUAUUCCUAAUUCAUAACGUGCACUUGUUCGACAUCCCACUCAUGAAUGCCGUCAUUGUCGUGCCGUCGUUAUAGUCCUUUCUCGUCAAGAACCGCAUAAACCUCUGGUCACCAGACUUUAGAGAGUUCUAGAGAGUCAAACACUUUUUUCCAGUAGUCAUCGAUCUAACUUCUACUGUAAGGAAUGUUAUGCUAGAAAACGUCGCAUCUUCCCCCAGUUCUAGUCCUUGCCUCCAUCCAAGUCCAACUCCAAGCGACCUAAUAUAUUAACCUAAGCGCUAGUAACACUGAAUAAGAGCACUAAAAACAAGUAAUAUGUGUUCAACUAGAAAAACAAGAAUAAGAGGAGAGCUAAAAACAAGAAACAUCAAAAGCUUGCUCCGAUCAUUAAAUUAAGCACAAAAUGUCGGAGAAGCCUGUCCCGAUCGAAGACAACGACGACGAAUUGCCGUCACCGUCGAAAACGAGGAUCGUUCAAGAUGCGGAUGCGCCAGUGCCCAUGGUUACGGGUUUCCAAAUUGCAUUCUCUAGUAGCAUCCUUGGCUCUUUUCAUCUUACAGUAAGAUACUUUGUAAGUUACUAGAUAUCUUAUACUAGAAAUUAUAGGGGAGAAGCUCUUCGUUCACCAUCAGGAACAACUACAGGAACAAUCGACAGACCACUAACAACCCAACAACAAGCUAGCCUAGCGGGUAGGACUCGUCUGGGAAGUCUUAGGUAGCUCGCCGAAUGGAUUCAAUUCAUCAUAGAGGAGAAGUCCUACUACUUGGCCCUUCAUUUCGUACUAGAAAAGAAGCAAGGGAUGUUGUUCUGAAGAAUUUGAUGCUGCAACCUCUAACAGUGACAUAGACCAGAACUCCUCAGCCGAAGAGGAAUCGGCGGAAACUAAACCUUUCCACCUGGACGACGGGGACUCAGAGGCGUAUCGAGCUCGGCAACGCGCUAUAUUAAGGUUAGUUUUUCCACUACCAAAUCGUCCCAUCUGAAGUUCUAUCUUUGUUGAGUGGGGACGGGGAGGUCCUCCUCUUAUUUCUUCAAAGAGAAAGAAUCAAAGGGGGCGGAAAGAGGGGAACUCAUUCAAACAGGGAUAGUGGAAAACUAGCGCUAACUAUAGCGAGGGAGCGGGCUCAACACUUCGUAACGGUGUCAGCAUCGUGGAAAGGCAAGGCGCCGAAAGCGAAGAACCCGAAGCCACCGAAAGCAAGGGUACUUCUUUAUCUAAGUGUGUGAUUGUUAGUCCAAGUAGUUGCAAGAGUAGUCUUUGACUUUGUUAUUCGGUCAGCGUCAGAAGUAUUCCCUCGUUGUUUUGUCCCCCCUUCGAUGAUCACCUUCGAUGUAGAAGCUAGUUGCUUCAUCAACGUGUACAUGAUCAUGAGUGCUGCCUCAAUUUUAGAGGUCCUCCUACCACGACAUGAACACUCAAUAUGUUUUCAUAUCCUGCCCUCUAAUGCAUUACAGAAGCGAGAGGUUGAGAUAUUACCGCUUCCGAAGGAUGGAGGUGACACGCUUUUACCAAUGCAUUUGAAGAAAGUGGUAGUCAAAUGCUAAAGCAGAAGGUCCUGUAGAAGAAGACAGCGGUGUGAGUCUCUGCGUGUAAAUAGUAGAACUUGUUUAUUUUGUUCAUCAUGGGUCACAACUGGUUGUAGUUUUCGUACACUAUGACAUAGGUCAACCAUUUUGUGGUAGCACCUGCUGAUUGAUUUCUUUCCCCUAGAAGGUAGUACUGAUGUAAUGUUGAUCGAUGAAUAAAUCACUUUCGUAGGACAGUUCAAGUGUGUACUUGCAACUAUUUGAUGAUAAAUUUCAGAUUCAAGUUUUUUAGUUUGUUUCGACAUUUGUCAAGUGAGAAGUAGUCGUAUUUGUAAAUCUCUGAGUUCUUCUUGAGUCGAUGUUGGGUAUGGGUGACAACUUUUUGACGAUGCAUAGGCUAAUCCACCUAUUUGGGGGUUGUUUUUGAAUCGUAGUUUGAAUCUUUGAUGUUUGAAGUCGACAAAUGACUUUGAAGUCAGCAGAGCUUUCUUUUUCUUGGAAACGGGUCAAAGAAACACCUUCUGUUUGUGCAGGACACUUCUUUGAUGCCGAGAGUAGGGGAGCCGACUCCUGGUAUCUUUGAAGCAAGUUUUCAGUGUUCACUCUAGCAAUGUGUAAGUCUAAUUGAUUCUUGCUUGCUCUCAAUGUGUUCUUGGUCAUCUUUUUUCCAUGGGAUCAGACAGCUCCAGCCGUUUGGGCAAGUUAUUUCUCUGUUAUAAACCACAAUCGUUCAAGCAGGCUGACAUUCGGCCUUCUAAAGAUGCUCACUGGCACAGGG